Molecule: messenger RNA, 2212 nt
Organism: Gopherus flavomarginatus (Mexican gopher tortoise)
Lineage: Eukaryota; Metazoa; Chordata; Testudines; Testudinidae
Gene: MKNK2
Product: MAPK interacting serine/threonine kinase 2
Exons: 12
Coding region: 109-1380 (423 amino acids)
Biological process (GO): intracellular signal transduction; protein autophosphorylation; peptidyl-serine phosphorylation
Cellular component (GO): nucleus; cytoplasm
Molecular function (GO): calcium-dependent protein serine/threonine kinase activity; ATP binding; calcium/calmodulin-dependent protein kinase activity
Source: RefSeq, a predicted model, not a curated record
UUCUCCUCUGUCCUGAACCUCCAGGGCCAGAACCCAUUCGACCUGGAAUUCUCCCAGUCAAGUCACCUGGAUUCUGUCUUCAACUUCGAGUGCCCGGCCCGCCCCGACAUGCCUUCAAGUCAGCCCAUUGAUAUUCCUGAUACCAAGAAAAGGAACAAGAAGAAGAAACGAUGCAGAGCCACGGACAGCUUUUCUGGGAGGUUUGAAGAUGUCUACCAGCUGCAGGAGGAGGUGCUCGGGGAAGGUGCCCAUGCUAGAGUCCAGUCCUGCAUCAGCCUCAUCACCAACAAGGAGUACGCCGUGAAGAUAAUUGAGAAGAGCCUUGGACACAUCCGGAGCCGGGUAUUCAGGGAGGUGGAGAUGCUCUACCAGUGCCAGGGACACAGGAAUGUCCUAGAGCUGAUCGAGUUCUUUGAAGAGGAAGAUAGAUUCUACCUGGUCUUUGAGAAGAUGCGAGGAGGCUCCAUCCUGACCCACAUCCACAGGAGGCGCCACUUCAACGAACUGGAGGCCAGUGUGGUGGUGCAGGACAUUGCCAGUGCCCUUAACUUCUUGCACAACAAAGGUAUAGCGCACAGGGAUUUAAAACCAGAAAAUAUUCUCUGUGAGAGUCCCGACCAGGUUUCCCCUGUGAAGAUCUGUGACUUUGACCUGGGAAGUGGCAUCAAAUUAAAUGGCGAUUGUUCCCCUAUCUCCACCCCCGAGCUGCUCACACCUUGCGGCUCUGCCGAGUACAUGGCUCCCGAGGUGGUGGAAGCCUUCAACGAGGAGGCUUCCAUCUAUGACAAGCGUUGCGACCUGUGGAGCCUGGGCGUCAUCCUGUACAUCAUGCUGAGCGGCUACCCGCCCUUCGUAGGGCACUGUGGCACCGACUGCGGCUGGGACCGCGGCGAGGCGUGCCAUGCCUGUCAGAACAUGCUCUUUGAGAGUAUCCAGGAAGGGAAGUAUGAAUUUCCUGAUAAGGACUGGGCCCACAUUUCUUUUGGAGCCAAAGAUCUAAUUUCCAAGCUGCUGGUUAGAGAUGCCAAGAAACGGCUCAGCGCGGCCCAGGUCCUCGAGCAUCCUUGGGUGCAGGGGUGUGCUCCAGACAACACGCUUCCAACCCCCAUCAUCUUACAGAGGAACAGCAGUGCCAAAGAACUCACCUCCUUCGCUGCUGAAGCCAUCGCUGUCAACCGUCAGCUGAUGCAGCAUGAUGAAGACGAGGAGGAGGAGGAAAUGCGACCAAUCAUAAUCAAAGCUACCUCAUGCUCCAUGCAGCUGUCGCCCCCUUCGGAAUCCAGGCUGGCCAAACGGAGGCAGAAGAGCAGCAUGACGAAGGUGGGGGCUGUGAGCCAGCACCUCGUCGCUCCGUUAGUCCUGGUGGGCGAUCACGCGUGAUCGCCUGCCUGCCGUGGCCCCCCCUACCACUCCCUGUACAUAUGUAUGUGCUGUAUACGGGCGGCAUCCUUUUUUUAAUACCGUUGUUAGCUAGCAACAAGAUCAGGACUCUGUCCUAUUGGCUGGUUUCCAAGGUUUCACUGAUCUUGUAAGUUCCUUUGUUUUGUUUCGAUUUAAAAACUUUUUUAAGGUAUUAAAUCAAGUGUGAGGUUCCUUCACCCAGGGCACAUUUUAAGGACAUUUAACAGAUGACAUGAACUCUUUCUUGACUUUAUUUUUAUUUUUUUUCCUACACCAAAGGACUAUUUGUCCAAGUGACGCUUUUACAACUUCAGCUCAUUUCAUACUGUGAAAAAACAAAAAAAAAACAAAAACAAAAAAAGGACCCUCGGUUGUCUUUUUAACAACAAAAAGUAGCAUUUUAACAUUUAUUUUUCCUAACGAGCUGAGGGUUUUUCUUUGAAUUGGGGCUGAGAUGAGUCAACCGCGGGGAGCUUUUUAAAAAAACAAACAGAAAACUGAAGACAAAAAAAAAAUCAUUCCAGAGCUGUAAUUGGCUGAUCUAAGAUAAGGUGUUUAAAAGAUAACGUGUCCAGGCAUCGCACCUCUCAGAAAAAAGGGGUUGGGGAGAGAGAGGAUAGUCCUGAACCCCCAUCCCUCCCAACACUUCCUUUGCCAUAGGGAUUCCAGAAUGCAGCGGAAUGUGGCAGGAUUGAGGGAGAGUUUGGUUGAAGUGCUGUUUGGAAAUUGGAUCUUUGUCGAAUGCCAGGGCUUGGUGUUGGGGCAUGGGGGAAUUCCAUGGCAUCGGAAGGGGGUGUCAUUGUCAACGCAG